AUGGCUUCCCCAAAGAAAUUUACCGGUGUUUCUUCUUUGGCUCCUCCACCUAUGAAAUUUUUUGCAACAUGGGAAGUCGAUCGUGCUCAACCCAAUUGUGUUCCAAGGCUGUGCGUUUUACGAAUAACUCGAUUGGAAAUUACUCAAGACAUAGGAUCAACGGAUGGACAAACAGUCUUUAUUGGAUUAUCCUUUAAAGUAUACAGAUACGAUAAAUUAAUGCCUUUUAAAAACAAGCACACAUUACGGUCUGGAGAAAUACCCUUGAAAUCAAGCAACAAAGGGACCGAUAUCGAUCUAAGUAUUACCUUUACAGUUCAGUAUCCGCAUUACUUAAAAGAGCCCGGCUGUCAUAUGAAAGUUAUACUGCAGCGGCGAAAAAGAUACAAAAGGAAAGCUAUUUUAGGGUUUAAAACUCUAGCAUUCGGUUCAAUCAAUAUGAAUGAGGUUCUACAAAGUCCAGUUAAAGACAAAGUCGUUUUACAAUUAUACUGCAAGGAUUCUAAUUCUCAUGUCGCUCAAAUUGUAAUGUCUUCUGUCAUAAGUCAACCAGUAGAGGUGGAUUUGGAGGAUGACCAUAACCGAGCCCUACAAAUGCCAGGUGCUAUGAGUUCUGACGAAGACAUAGAUUCUUCUGAUCAAGACGAUGAAGUUUAUGAUGAACACACUGGUCAAAAGUCUAAAAGUCGCUCUCAGAGAAAAUUUUCAUCUAAGAAUGCAUUCCGUCAAAAGUUUCAAGAAUUUUUACGAAAAUUUAAGGUUAAUGAUGAGACUUUAGAAGAUACAGGCAUCGCGCCUCGGAAUGCUGAAGCCUACUUUCCUGACGAUUCAAUUUCAGAAAAUGAUGAUUCGGCUGACUUUCAAUCCACAGACAGUGCCAGCGAUGACGAAAAUCCUUAUACUCCGAAGCCUGCUUUAAGACCUUUCUAUCUAUCAGCUGAUGUAACAAAUCGUGAAGAUGUCGAUCCUACCAGUUCUCCAAAGGCAAAUAAUCCAAGUGGGGCUCAAACAAUUGAAAAUCGUCACGCAAGCGCACAAAUGCCUGUGUCUGAUUCUGAUAACUCGAAUAAUAUGUCAACUAUCGUAAGGGAAAUAUCCGCAUCUGGCUCACUUACACGUAGCUGGUCGAUUUCUUCACUAGAUGAUUCGAAAGGCAGUAACGAAAGAAAUUCAAUUUAUAGAACUUCAAGCGUUGGCCUAGAUAAUAAGAUAAAGAGGGACAAAUCUCCAUCGGCCUCGCCUUCUAGUUCAGGAGUCAUUGAAGUUACACCUCCGGCUUCAUUUACUGAACAGUUAAUCAGCGUUGUAAAAAAUACAGACCAGUAUCCAGAAAGUAUCAUACUGAUAGAUGCUUCUAGCGAUUAUGGAUUGUUAAUAGGUCAGUCUAUGCCUUCAAAGCGCAAUUGUUCGAUCAAUGUUAAUGGAGCCGCAGACGUUAGAACUGUAAUGAUUGCAAUCAUUUCCAAAAUUCAGAAAUUUUGCAAUCAUCAUUCCGUAAAUCCACCAUUAAUGAAAGUGACCUUAAUUGGUGGACAAGAACUAAUGGGCAUGACUGUCAAAGCUUAUGUAGAUGAGUUCUCAACUAAGCCUCCAGAAUGGCAAAACUUUAUUACGUUUCUCUUAGUACCUACUGGUCCAAAUCCGAUAUGUGAUUAUCUCGGUAAAAUCGAUCAAAAUUAUAGCAAGUCAUUCCUUGACACGAAAUGGAAAGAAAUAAUACUCGAUUCCGAUGGCAAAUCUGAUAAAGCAUCAAACAUUGAUCAUCGUGUUUCAAGAUAUAUAUCACGCGUUAAGGAAAGUAAACAAUUUCCUAUCGCUGAAGCGCUGAUAUCUUGCAAGCAAGAUAGCAUAAGUAGUAAAGAAUCCACUUCGGAAGUUUUUGUACCAUUUAUAGCAACGGUUGGAAUUGGUAUCCAAGAUACUGGUACAAUUUCAGGGAUUAGUGAUCCUAGCGGUAAUUAUAACGAUGAUAAAUCACUAUCAGUCAACAAAGACCUUUCUGUAAAAGAAUUAAUCUCUCAAAGUCCCAGCGGAGCUGGCGAACACCUCGAUCUUCAGGUUGAUUAUUGGAUUACGGGAGGAAAGAAAGAAUCUGCAAAGUCGAGUAUAAAAGGUGGCUUUAAAAGUUUAAUGAUUCGAAGGCUUUCUAACGAAAAUGCACCUAAUACCCUUGCUAUGGAAGCCGUUACAAAGGAGAAGAAAAAGGCCGUUAUAGUUAGGCUUAAAAAAGUAAAAGAAAGUGGAAUACCAAUCAAUGCUAUGGUCAGCAAGUUGAUUUGCACGACAAAAUCGCAAUCUAAUAAGUUGACAGCGAUCGUUGAUGGAGUGGAGUGGAGUAGUGUGAAAUUUAUAUCGUUCUCAACAACUUGGAGAAGUCAUACUAAAUACUUUCCUGUCGGUGUCUUUGAUAAACUGGAAGCUACCGAAACAGUAUGUUGA
This is a messenger RNA of Trichoplax adhaerens, 2439 nucleotides long. RefSeq lists its product as uncharacterized. The record is from RefSeq and is a predicted model, not a curated record. Lineage: Eukaryota; Metazoa; Placozoa; Uniplacotomia; Trichoplacea; Trichoplacidae. Gene Ontology annotation, biological process: protein localization to plasma membrane. The coding region runs from base 1 to 2439 and encodes 812 amino acids. The transcript has 24 exons.